This is a messenger RNA of Ziziphus jujuba (common jujube), 2222 nucleotides long. RefSeq lists its product as uncharacterized. The transcript is spliced from 4 exons. The coding region runs from base 809 to 2098 and encodes 429 amino acids. The record is from RefSeq and is a predicted model, not a curated record. Lineage: Eukaryota; Viridiplantae; Streptophyta; Magnoliopsida; Rosales; Rhamnaceae.
AUGGUAAUAGCGUUGUAUGCACAGUUAUUCAAAAAAGAAAAACAUUUUGUGAGCAGUUUCUAAAUGGAAAAUGGAAAAUGGAAAAUGUUGGAAUUUAAGAAGCUUUUUUACCCUCUCUCGUCUAUCAUUAACAAGACCAAGAAAGAAGAAUAACGCAGACUCAGGAAGAGAAAGAGAGAGAGAGAGAGAGAGAGAGAGAGAUUAGAGGAUUGUGAGUAGAUAAUGUGCGUGAUGCCAGACGCAAGAGCCAAGAGGCCUAUGGAGAUUGACGACUAUGACUGGGUCUUUGCUGCUCUGCAAUUGCAUCUACUGGGUUCCUCGUGAUCCGUGAUUUCAUAUCCAAAAACAUUAUUAGUUUUCAAGGAAUUACCAGCACCAUAAAACAGCUCAACCCACCCACUUCGAUUCGUUGCUCUGAAAAAAAAUCCCAUCUUUUUUUUCUUCUACAAUUACCCAUUACAUUAUUUCCCUUCCAAGGAUAUUUGCUAUCCUGCUUUCUCCUUCUGGGUGACUCAGUUUCUCUCUUGACUAUGUUAUGGUUUUGGCUCGGGCUUUGCUGCUGAAUUCUUGGCUGCCAACUUGGAUUUACAGGCUUCAAGGAACCUGAUAAGAGAAAAGCUAUAAAUUAUAAUCGUGAUAAUGAACAAGAGCAUAUACGAGAGUAGGUGGGCUAUUUUCAGGCUUUUUUGCAGACCUUCAAACAGAGAAUGAAGCAUGUAAAGGACAAAUCUGUACUGAGUAUAGUGAAGUUUCUUGAUCCGUCCAAGAAUAGAGUAUUUGGUCCAAUGGGGCAUGAUUUGUGACCAAAAUGGAUCCUCAAGCAUUUAUUCGGUUGUCAAUUGGUUCACUGGGAUUGAGAAUUCCAGGAACUGCUUUGAAUUCUACGAAAUCUGGAAUUCGUGCACUCUCUUCUCCAUGUUUAUGUGAAAUUCGUCUUCGAGGGUUCCCUGUGCAGACCACACCAGUCCCCUUAAUAUCCUCCCCUGAAGUCAUACCUGAUUCUCAUAGCAUUGUGUCAAGCUUUUAUCUUGAAGAAUCUGACUUAAAAGCAUUGUUGGCACCUGGAUGUUUCUAUAGCACUCAUGCAUGCCUGGAGGUUUCUGUUUUCAUGGGGAGGAAGGGCUCCAACUGUGGUGUCAGCAUCAAAAGACAGCAAAUUGGGACAUUUAAGCUGGAGGUUGGUCCUGAAUGGGGUGAAGGGAAGUCAGUAAUUCUUUUCAGUGGUUGGAUCGGUAUUGGCAAAAACAAGCAGGAGAGUGGAAAACCAGGUGCAGAGUUACACUUGAGAGUGAAACUGGAUCCUGAUCCAAGAUAUGUUUUCCAGUUUGAAGAUGUAACCAGAUUGAGUCCUCAAAUAGUUCAGCUUCAAGGCUCCAUCAAACAGCCUAUUUUCAGUUGCAAGUUUAGCCGAGACAGGGUAGCCAAGGUGGACCCUCUAAGUACUUAUUGGUCAGGUUCUGCUGACAAUGCUGAUAUUGAAACCGAGAGAAGAGAGAGAAAGGGAUGGAAGGUGAAGAUACAUGAUCUCUCUGGUUCAGCUGUUGCGGCAGCCUUCAUAACAACUCCAUUUGUGCCAUCGACAGGUUGUGAUUGGGUUGCAAAGUCCAACCCAGGAGCUUGGUUGAUUGUUCGUCCUGAUGGUUGCAGGCCAGAAAGCUGGCAGCCAUGGGGAAAGCUUGAGGCAUGGCGUGAACGUGGCAUCAGAGAUUCCGUCUGCUGCAGAUUUCGCCUUUUAUCUGAAGGUCAGGAGGGAGGGGAUUUUCUCAUGUCUGAGAUUCAUAUAAAUGCUGAAAAGGGUGGGGAGUUUUUUAUAGACACUGAUAGGCAGAUGCAGGCCAUAGCAACAAGUCCAAUACCAAGCCCCCAAAGCAGUGGAGACUUUGCAGCGUUGGGACCAAUUAUAGGAGGUUUUGUCAUGAGCUGUAGGGUGCAAGGGGAGGGGAAGAGCAGCAAGCCAUUGGUACAACUAGCCAUGCGGCACGUGACUUGUGUUGAGGAUGCUGCCAUCUUUAUGGCUCUUGCAGCAGCUGUUGAUCUCAGCAUCGAGGCAUGUAGGCCAUUCCGUCGGAAGAUUAAAAGAGGUUCUUGUCAUUCUUAAUGGAAAAAAGAAUAUAGGAGGUUAUCAAUUUCUAUGAACACAUGAUAGCUGUAUUUUUCUUGCAAUUGCUGUGACAUAUCUGACAGUGUACAUCAACUUUUUUCUUCAAAAUAUUUUCAACUUA